Macrobrachium nipponense is the source of this 2068-nucleotide messenger RNA. RefSeq names its product venom prothrombin activator nigrarin-D-like. The record is from RefSeq and is a predicted model, not a curated record. Gene Ontology annotation, biological process: proteolysis. The transcript is spliced from 16 exons. NCBI's taxonomy places the organism in Eukaryota, Metazoa, Arthropoda, Malacostraca, Decapoda, Palaemonidae. Gene Ontology annotation, molecular function: serine-type endopeptidase activity. Bases 1 to 1998 code for a protein of 665 amino acids.
AUGAAACGAGGGAAAUUGCUCGGGAUAGAGACAGAUGGAGAGGAACUGUAUCAGCCGUGUGCCACUGGCCAGUGGCGGGAAGAUAAAGGGACUCCAGGCUCAGGAUCUUCUGAAUCAGAAUCUGCAGAAGAUCAGUCCUCAGAAAUGGGAUCUGUAGAAGAAACUGGAUCUUCAGAAACAGGGUCUUCAGAAGUGCAAUCUUCAGAGGUAAAAUCUCCCAAUCCAAAUCGGCCUCUUCCUCCUCCUGUUCAUAUUCCUACUCGAGGAAGACCAGCUCAUCUUCGUGCAGUGAGGGUCACCGUCAACCGUGCCUCCAGUUCCGUUCCUUCACCAUCGUCAGGAUCACAAGCGACGCCUGUCUUUGAUAACUUUACGAUUGGUGCCAUUCGCCACUCCAGGCAUUGUGCAAAGCAGACAAGGAUGCCAGUGACUUCCUCCACUCACUGCCACAUUGAUCCCCUGGGAAUGGGCGGCAAUCCUGCAAAGGCCGUUAGGGAGAGACGCCAUAGCCCAGUUGAAGGAUGGACCUGGGAGACCGUGGCUGCGGCAGAAGAGGAGCUGAACAAGAUUAGAGAAACGCUUCUUCCAUCGUUUUCAUUCCAUUCAGGUGCUGCCCUAGAGCUAAAGCCCGUGCCAGGACAAGACUGGUGUGAUCUAGGAAGAAACAACUUCGUCACUCAAUCAUUCAGCAUGGAUAUCCUUUGCCAGAUUCUGGGUCUACUUUUCCUCAUGGUAAUUCAGGUAGAAUCCAUGAGCUUAGGAUGGGAUGAGGAAUCUUUGACAGAAGGAGGCCAUGAUGUGGAUUGGGUGGGAUAUGGCAGUAAUUUAGAAGCUCCUUCUGUAGACCAGCCAUGGUCAGAGGACAACUGGAGGGAUACUUGGUAUAAUGACAAUGAAGUAGUUGUGUUGGAGCCUGGCAAAACUGCAACAUUCUCCUUCACUUUUGGGAACCAACAAGCAUCGAAGUAUGUGGAAUAUAAGAUCUCCAGUGUUAAAACUCUUUCUUCUUAUUCAUCUCUGGUGUUCACCUGUGACAUGAAGUCUCUGUGGAAUUCGUCAGACUGCAGUAGUGGAAAAGUGACGAUAGGUUACGGACAAAAGACCUUGAGACUUUGCAAUGAAGCUCAUUCCGUGAAGGACGAACAGGCCGGAGACUUUCUGAGGAUUUUGGCUGAGAAUAUACUUCCAUCUUAUGGAAACAUCCACUGCAGAAUUUACGCUAAUUCCUGUGGCAAAAGAAACACAAAAAGAAUAAUCGCAGGAACAGAAACACUGCCCCACGAGUAUCCCUGGCAAGUGGGACUUUUUUUCAGUAAACUGAGUCCUAACGUAUUUUGUGGAGGAUCCAUCAUUGGCCCUUAUCACAUCCUUACAGCUGCACACUGCAUCGACAUACCAAACAACAUAUACGGGUCAAGUUUUCGCCCAUUGGCGCUUGUUGGGUUGCAUGACAACAGGAAGCCAUCAGCUGCAACUAAGUACCUCAACAUUGCUAAGAUGACACUCCACCCGGCAUAUGACAGUAAGACCUUUGUAAAUGACAUUGCAAUUCUCCAAACGGAACAGCCAAUCCCUUUCGAUGUCAAGAACACUGUUUCGCCAAUCUGCCUUCCUGAAGACCCAAACAAUAAGUUCGACAACACUGAGGUCUCCGUCUGUGGAUGGGGACAAACGAUUGGAAGUGAUGGUAGCUCUAACUCACCUGUUCUUCUUCAUACUGUAAUAACAACAAUGACCAAUGUAAUGUGCAAUAAGAUGGUUUCUCCUACGUUUUUCAUUCCUGAUGAGAAAAUUUGUGCUCUGGCCUCUGGAAAAAGCCAAGGCUUGUCCUGUAGAGGAGACUCAGGAGGCCCACUAAUGUACCAGCAUGGAAGCCACAUGGAUCUGAUCGGAAUAGCUUCUUCGGGGCCAAAAGGAUGUUUGAGAGAAUUUCCAGAAUUUUUCACUCGAGUUACCAGUUACUUGGAUUGGAUCAGGCUCCAAAUGAAACAACCAUGAAUUCCACACUAUCUUUACUGAUGUACUUUAACAAUUUUCUGCUAUGCAAUGAAGAUGUAAAAUCUUCCUG